AUGUUCAGUUUGAACAGUUCUGGGAGGGCGGCCGCCGCUCCUACCAUGUAUUCUGUUAAUACCACCAAAAGUCAUACAAAGAAUGAUUCUUCAGUUGGUUCCUCUGCAGACUCCCUCGAGCCAGCUAUCGAUGGCCCGCCUUCGCCCGAACGUAUACGUGCCUAUACCGAACAGAUGAAAAGGAGUUCGAUUUUUGGGAACAAUUCGAGGACCAAUACAUUAUCUUCUGGGGCGUCGUCCUUCCGCUCACGCGAGUCUGCCUACGCCUCGACCGAGAAUUUGUCUCGAAAAUCAUCUGUAAGGUCAAAUACCAGCGGUAUGCCAUCGCCACGCGAAAGACCUGAGAGCCUCCAAAAGCUUGGCUCUCUAUUCUCAAGGAGUGGAAGGAAGUCGAGACGGGAUAACUCUUUGGGAAACUUGGCGUCGCCUUUUAUUUUUCCAGAAGGAAUCUCCGAAGAAGAGUCCGCUGCGGAGCAUUACCAUGGGACAGGACACGGUUCCCGUCACGGCGCGCUGCAUAAUUCCCCUCCGCGCACCCAAGAAGGACGAAGGUGGCCAUCUAUCUCUGAGCCAUUCAACUUCCAACAUGUUACCCAUACUCGCCAAGACCAUUUACCUGAUUUAGCACGAUCCAGCCGUAUGGAACUAGUUUCGGAGUUCUCUGCUAUUCGCGCAUCUCAAACCCCCGCGCACGGGGAACUGAAAGAGAUCAAAGUCCAGGACCUACACUUCAACAAUUUUUCCUCUGAAGCUCUCAGCACCCCUCUUGAGAAAACCCCCAACACUUCUCCCCAGGGUCGACGGCAACGAGCUGUACUUCGCAAGUCUUUGAGCCCCCCUCAGCGUCCAGUUCCUCUUGCAAAGUCUCAUGACAACUUGAGAGUAGCUCCCCCCCGCCCACCACGUUCACCUUUAUCGCCUACCUGCCCAAUAGCGCUGCCUCCGAGAACCUCAUCUCGGACGGCUUCAGUUCUUUUUGAUACAUUUGACCCUGUAUAUAAUACAAGUAUUGAGCGUCCACGAACUGCCGGAGCAUUUCAAAGACCUGCACCCUUUGAUCACCCACUCAUAUUUGAGCAACAAGAGCAUGUACCAAAUCAUGAAACAUUACAUGCCUUGACUCCCCCUGGAGAUGAUGCCUGGCCUCUGACAGCACCUUUGGCGGGAAAGUGUGCAAUGGAGCUUACCGACGUGAAAGAGGAAGAGGAAGAAACUAUGAAAGCGUCAAGAGCCAGUUCAGAAUUGAGAGCGUCCCGAUCAGUUCCAUCGCUUCAGUCCAAUACUUAUGAACAAGUACAAGAUAUUCGAGCGUCCACGGUCCUGCUUCCCGGGCUCUCUAGUCGCGCCUCUGCUCUACGAAGAUCUCCUUUGUCACCUGGCUUCCGUUUCGACCAAGACUGGGAAAAAGACAUUGACUAUUGCUACGAGAAUGAGAUAGAAGCGGAUUGUGAUUACCAAUGGGUUGAGGAGCAGAAUGUCACAGUGGAUGCUCCAUCCCUCACCCCUCAACCGCAGAUGGAUCUACACCUCGAAGAUGAUAAUCGUCCCACCUACCAUGGACGCUUCCGCCCGAGCCUCAUCGUACCAUCUGCCUACGAGGUACCUGAACUGUCCCCCAUGUCAAAUAUAUCAGCAGUCUCUUCCGACCUGCGUUCCCCUGCGGCCUUCCUACAGCCAAAUCCUAUCCGAUCGUCUUAUGCAUCCUCUUUCAAGGAGUCUCAUGGUUUCAAUUUGUCGCCGUCACUUUUGAUCCCUACCGAUUUUCGUUCACAAAUGGAGCAGGAUAGCUUGUACGGUGACCAAUAUGGUACCAAUCACUCUACAUCGGCGGCAGUCUUUGGGCAGCAGGAGCCCUACUGUCAUUAUAUACCACCAUCGGAUGAGACAUCGUCCAGUAUUGUCUCGUACCGCUCGUCAAACUUCUCUCGUGGUUCAGCCCGCAGCUCUUCUAGCACUCGCCUUUCAGCGACCAAUUCAAGAAACAGCAAAGAUUCGGCGAUGUUCUUGAGUCAGACCUCAAUUAACGAAACCCACCGCAGUAUAGGAUCUGCAUCGUCGCUCCCGGAUCUCGUCCCCUCUGCAGUAUGGAGGCUUGAAAAAAAGCCAGAUACCGGAGAUCUUGGUAAUGAUACCGCAGCACCAAACCAAGGUGAGGAUUUAGUGGUACAAGUUUCAGACUUCGUUCCUACGCCGCAUCGCCGCUAUAAAUCUCUUGCUCCAGAAGCACGCGUUGCAGAGAGUAUCGGCCAAUUUUCACCCCAGAUCCCUCUAGCAGCUCGGUCAGAACUUGUUGACGAAAACUCUACUCUCAGCCCAGUUGCAGAAUCUUUCAUCGAUACAACUAAGCAAGGGAAGACCCAUGGGCAAGUUCAUGGAAGGAAAAGUUCGGCUCCGGUGGUCAGUCACUCGGCGCGAGAAAAGGGCAGAGCAAGAGCAUCGACGUUAACUCUUGCGGGAUCUACGCCGGGUGGGAAAAAGAAGGCCGGGUACAUGCUAUUCCCUCAAGUUUAA
This is a messenger RNA of Lachnellula hyalina, 2511 nucleotides long. RefSeq lists its product as uncharacterized. Lineage: Eukaryota; Fungi; Ascomycota; Leotiomycetes; Helotiales; Lachnaceae. The transcript has a single exon. The record is from RefSeq and is a predicted model, not a curated record. The coding region runs from base 1 to 2511 and encodes 836 amino acids.